Molecule: messenger RNA, 3505 nt
Organism: Sebastes umbrosus (honeycomb rockfish)
Lineage: Eukaryota; Metazoa; Chordata; Actinopteri; Perciformes; Sebastidae
Product: UDP-glucuronosyltransferase 2A2-like
Exons: 2
Coding region: 1095-2675 (526 amino acids)
Molecular function (GO): UDP-glycosyltransferase activity
Source: RefSeq, a predicted model, not a curated record
AUCGACCUACAAUUUGAGGGUUACCUUCUAGACACGACCAUCAUUCAAGAGAUAUACAUUUUGUACAAUUAUAAAAAAAAAUGAUUUUAGGAUUCAUAUAAGAGAUUGAUAUAAGAUUUGUUUGACUGUAUGCCAUAUUUACAUAUAUUUUGACAGUUAUCAAGCAAUGGUAUUAUUCUGUAUGUUUUUUUAAUUUGUGUGAUCAUAUUUUAGUAAAGUAUUUCUAUGAACUAAAUGGAAGUUGUGACUAUUUUCAUAACCAACACUACAGGUAAAAUACUAAGAAUUAAUGUAAAUGCAGUUGUAUGUAAUUGGUCCCAGUGGGGAUAUUUAGAUCUGUAUUUGACCUUUGUUCAAGUGCAAUCGUGAGAUAGCAGGGGCUCAUGGGAACAAAGAAAAAACCCAGUUUAAACAGCUAACCUAAGCUGUCCGUAUUUACCUAAAUGUAGCUCUAUGAAAAACCAGUCACUAAAGAGAUUUGACAGGCUUUGAUUUCCCAGCUCUGAUUCAUCCUAAAUCAAUCAGACCUGAAAUACAAUAUGUUUUAUGAAUAAUUCAUGACUUCAGUUUUGUUCUGUGUGUUGUGAGCCAUUUUUCAGAUUUACUCCUCCAACCAGCAGGUGGCUCAUCUGUCUUUUGACACAACUGAUGAUUUAUGUUUACUAAAUGAGGUCACUGCAAUCAGUUUCAUGUGCUGCUGCUUUGUGUUGUGUGACAAGCAUUCAGAUUUUGAAUGUGCUCCUGCCACGCUGAGCCACAGACUUUGUUUAUGCCCAAUUUUGUGGUUUGUACUUUUCGUGGAACAUUUGCAAAGGAAACAUUUGAGAAUAUUGGAUCAGCAAAUGGUGAGCUGUAAAUAAUGCAAUACAUACUACUUUUAGGGGUGGAUAAUACUGCACUCUGUUAUACCUGUUUUCAUAAUGUUUGACUUUCUACAAUGAACAUGUUUCCCUAGAGGGUGUGCACAGGUCUGUGCGGGUACUAUGAUUAUACAGGCGUGAUCAGUGCCUGCCUUUUAUUACAGAUCCAAAACUCAAUAUAAAGUUAAUGUAGACCUUGGACCAAAGAUUCAACUGAACUGCACCGAUUUGAAGAUGUUGUUGUCUUCCAUCAUCUGUUUUUUGGCUGUUAUUAUUCCAGCUGCCCACAGUGGGAAAGUCCUGGUGUUUCCACAUGACGGCAGCCACUGGGUGAACAUGAGGGUACUUGUUGAGGAGCUGCACUCAAGGGGACACACUGUGACUGUCAUUCGGGCUGCAGACAGCUGGUACAUCAGCAAAACGUCUCCACAUUACGACACUUUCACAGUGGAUAUUGCCGGUGGUGGAAAUGAGGAUUUCUUUCGUCUCUUUGUCUCUGAAGUCAUUAAAAUUAAACGAAGCGGCAAGUCGGCGUGGGCCCGUUUUGCUUUAGACAUGGAGUUGAAAGACAAGUUCUUUGAAUUGCACAAGAAAAUCUGUGAAGUGGUCACGUUCUUAUUUGAAAAUAAAGUCUUAAUGAAAUCCUUUGAAGACGCCAAGUACGAUGUGGUUUUGACGGACCCUGCUAACGGAGGAGGGGUGAUGCUGGCUCACUAUCUUGGAUUGCCGUUAGUGUUUAACGCUCGAUGGACUGUUCACGGCGAAGCCCAUUUUGCUGUUGCACCCUCUCCGCUUUCCUACGUCCCACUUCCACCGUCAGAACUAACAGAUCAAAUGACCUUCUUUGAGAGGGUUCAAAAUGUUGUUUUUUACACCAUGAGGAUGCAUCUGUAUAAGCAGGUAGUUGGGCCAAACUAUUCUCCGUUGACCAGUCGCUACUUUGGCCCGGAUGUUGAUUACUUCUCUCUGUUUCAAGCUGCAGACCUGUGGCUGAUGAGAGUGGACUUUGUGUUCGAGUUCCCUCGGCCCAUCAUGCCGAAUAUCAUCCACAUGGGAGGGUUCCAGUGUAAACCUGCAAAACCCCUUCCUGAACACCUGGAGGAGUUUGUGCAGAGUUCUGGAGAGCACGGAGUCAUCAUGAUGUCUCUGGGGACUUUGAUUGGAGAGCUUCCCCGUGACCUCGCUGACGAGAUCGCUGUAGCUUUUGCUAAAGUACCCCAGAAGGUCAUCUGGAGAUAUAAAGGUGACAGACCAGCCACUCUGGGCAACAACACUUUAAUAGUAGACUGGAUGCCACAGAAUGAUCUUUUAGGACAUCCCAAGAUGAAACUGUUUAUAAGUCACGGAGGAACAAAUGGGAUAUAUGAGGCCAUAUAUCACGGAGUUCCGAUUGUAGGCAUUCCCAUUGUGUUCGAUCAAGCCGACAACCUCUCCAGACUGAGAGCAAAGGGCGUCGCAAAGGUCAUAGACGUUUCUGAACUGGACAGGAACAUAUUUCAGAAUGCCAUACAGGAAGUCCUGAACGAGCCCUCCUACAGGAUGAACAUGCAGAGACUCUCCAGUCUGCACAGAGAUCAGCCAAUGAAGCCGCUGGACCGCGCCGUCUUCUGGAUCGAGUUUGUCAUGAGACACAAAGGUGCAGCUCACCUGAGGACAGAGUCCUACAGACUGCCCUGGUAUUCCUACCACUCUGUGGAUGUCAUACUGUUCUUACUAACAAUUGCGCUGCUUGUUUUGUUGUUUUUUGUUGGGUUAGUAUGGUCAUGCUGUAGAUGCUUUAGAUUGUGUUUGAAAAGAAAAGUGAAAUCUGACUAACCAGGAAAGAUGGAAUGAUACUUUUUCACAUUUGUUAAUAUUUGCUUACACAAGAGUCAAUGUUUUACUUUUGAACUGUGCUGUGAGUUUACUGUAAGUCACUCAAAGUUUUCUAGAAAAAUGUGUACUGUAAAAAAUUGUACGUAACUACCAGUUUUGACUGACAACUUGCAAAGAGCAAAGCCUGUUUGGUUACUUUGUUUAAAGCAGAGUCAUUUUAAUUGCUCUGUAUAAAAAUCAGUUAAACAUUUACUUUGGUUCUAACCAAAUGGAAGUCUGAGAACUCAAAGCAAAUACAAACUACCAUAAGAAAGUAGACUAACUUGAUGACAUGAGCCAAGAUGCACAUUUCAACUCUUCUAUACUAUGUUUUACUGUAUAUUACAUGAUGCUAAAAGCACACAGUUAAAGGAAGGAGCCUGAAAAAUAAAAAAAAAGACUCACAUUGUCAGUAAUUUACAGAAAAUGUGCAUUGUAAAACUGGAGAAACAUUAUUCCCUUGUAUUUCUUUUUUUCCCCCAACCAGCAUAGGUUUGCAAUAGAUGAUGUAUUUAAGAAAAACUGAUCUAAAUGAGGAUUUGUUGAUACCUGUACCAGCCAGCAGGUGAUGCUGUUCAGCCAUUUAUAGCAUUCCCAAUGACAUAAAAAAAUACCAGCUAUUUUAAAAUGUGGCAUUUUUCAGAAGACAAAAGAACACACACCUGAGCUUUGUAGGCCACAUAACAACAUUAGUUGGUCACAACAUCCAGGCAUGUUGCUGUAGAUGUUUAUAGGGGACUGAAUUAUGGACUAUUAUUAUUAUGGCAAUAAAUAAACAAUUUAAACUGAAA